This is a messenger RNA of Orbicella faveolata, 500 nucleotides long. RefSeq names its product large ribosomal subunit protein eL24-like. NCBI's taxonomy places the organism in Eukaryota, Metazoa, Cnidaria, Anthozoa, Scleractinia, Merulinidae. Gene Ontology annotation, biological process: cytoplasmic translation. The record is from RefSeq and is a predicted model, not a curated record. Gene Ontology annotation, molecular function: structural constituent of ribosome; mRNA binding. Gene Ontology annotation, cellular component: cytosolic large ribosomal subunit.
GCUCGCAGUAUCAGCCAUGAUUUGAUGUGCGCAUGCACCCCAAUCAUUCUCCUUCCAUCAAGAUUAAUCAUCGUCCAGCGAUGAAGCUCGAGUUGUGUAACUACAGUGGGUACAAAAUCUAUCCUGGCCAUGGCAAGAGGUACUGUCGGUUGGAUGGAAAGGUCUUCAACUUCCUUAACAAGAAAUGUGAGAGGGCCUUGCUAAUGCACCGCAACCCACGAAAGAUCACGUGGACUGUUUUGUAUCGCCGAAAGCACAAAAAGGGCACCACUGAGGAAGUCACCAAAAAACGAACAAGGCGCAACAUUAAGUUCCAGCGUUCAGUUCAGGGGGCUACUCUAGAGAACAUCCUAGCCAAACGAAACCAAAAGCCUGAAGUAAGAAAAGCCCAGCGGGAACAAGCUAUCAGGUUGGUGUGCAACUUAAUCUGGAAAUCUGUAUCUCCCUUUAGUACCAGGAAGCAGGUCAAGGCAAUCUCACUUUAAGGCAUUUCACAUGUU